AUGGAGAAGCAAAAUGAAGUUGUUCUGUUUGGCACAUGGGCCAGCGCCUUCUGCAAGAGAGUUGAGUUAGCCCUUAAAAUCAAGGGCAUACCUUAUGAGUACGUAGAAGAAGAUCUAACAAAUAAGAGUGAGUCUCUCCUCCACUACAACCCUGUACACAAGAAGGUACCUCUACUUGUUCACAAUGGCAAACCCAAUUCUGAGUCACUUGUAAUCCUCGAAUACAUAGAUGAGUGCUGGAAUAACACACCAAAACUACUGCCAGAGGAUCCUUACCAAAGGGCUAAAGUUCGCUUUUGGGUCAACUUUGUUGAUCACCAGAUUAUGGCAAGACUCUUACCCAUCAUCAUGUCUAGAGGCGAAGAGAGAGAGAAAGCAAUCAAAGAAUUCAACGAGUUGCUAAAGGUGUUUGAAGAAGGAAUCAAAAAGGAUUUUCCAGAAGAAUUUCCUUUCUUUGAACGCAAGUCCUUGGGAUAUCUUGAUAUUGUUGUGGGCGCACAUUUUUGCAACUACGAAGCUUUUCAUGAGGUUGUUGCUGUGGUUUUUAGCCCUGAAAAGAACCCAGCAAUGAUGGCAUGGUUGGAAGCUCUAAAAAACCAUCCAUUGAUGAAGGAAAUGCUCCCACCUCAUGACAAGUUGGUUGCUGAGAUGAGAGGAAAGUAUUUGGGCCAAUCUCCUUGAGUUUGAU
Molecule: messenger RNA, 688 nt
Organism: Quercus lobata
Lineage: Eukaryota; Viridiplantae; Streptophyta; Magnoliopsida; Fagales; Fagaceae
Product: glutathione S-transferase U10-like
Exons: 2
Coding region: 1-681 (226 amino acids)
Biological process (GO): glutathione metabolic process
Cellular component (GO): cytoplasm
Molecular function (GO): glutathione transferase activity
Source: RefSeq, a predicted model, not a curated record